Messenger RNA from Lycium ferocissimum, 2075 nucleotides. Its product is annotated as rRNA (cytosine-C(5))-methyltransferase NOP2C. The record is from RefSeq and is a predicted model, not a curated record. Bases 17 to 1750 code for a protein of 577 amino acids. Lineage: Eukaryota; Viridiplantae; Streptophyta; Magnoliopsida; Solanales; Solanaceae. Gene Ontology annotation, biological process: RNA methylation. The transcript is spliced from 12 exons. Gene Ontology annotation, molecular function: RNA binding; S-adenosylmethionine-dependent methyltransferase activity.
UUGUGCAAGUGUACAGAUGGAUCAAUCGACGCGUUACCGUUUCAGUCCAACUUUGAAAUGGAAUCCUAUGGUUGAAGAAUACUUCAUCAAAGCUUACGGAGCUGAUCAUUUCUCUCGUAUUUCCACUGCUCUCGCGCGUCCAUCAUGUUACUCUUGUAUCCGGGUGAAUACGCUCAAAUCAACAAGUGAUGCUGUUAUCAAGAAGCUUUUGGAAAUUUUUAAGGAAAGAGGAGUGCUCGAUAUCGCAGUUCAAGAAUCUGCUACUACAUUGGAGCCAGAUAAUUGUUGUAAGGCAACCCUAGAAUGCACUGGAAGUGCAGAAUCUCUUAAGGCCAUCAAAAGUAUCUCAAAGUGUCAAUAUCCUGGCUUGGAUUAUGUAGUAUUUGUUAAAGGUUCAGGACCGCAUGCUAUUCAUUAUGGGGACAACGAAGGCAAACCUCUUAAGGAGGUAAUUGUGAGCCGAAAGUGUGCAGAGGCAGUUCUUCGUGGUGCCCAAGUUUAUGUGCCUGGUGUUUUGGCAUGCAGUGCUCAUGUUGAAACAGGUGAUGCAGUUGCAGUUUCAGUUGCUGUGGAACAGUCUAGUACAGAUGGUGGAUGGGGUGUUGCAAUCACACGUGGGACCGUUCUACAAGGAUCACAAGAAGAUCCUUAUUAUUUUGAAAGAGAUGGCUACUACAUUGGCCAAGCAACAGCAAUGAUGUCAAGAGCUGGGAUGUUUCGUGUAUCUGAAGGAGUUGCGGUGGAUAUGAAGGAAAGAGUAUUUAGACUACCCUCCUUUUAUGAUUUGCUUGAGGGUGAGAUUUUUCUUCAGAACCUGCCAAGCAUAAUAACUGCACAUGCCUUAGAUCCUCAACCAGGAGAGAGAAUAUUGGACAUGUGUGCAGCUCCAGGGGGGAAAACCACAGCAAUAGCAAGCCUUAUGAAGGACAAAGGGGAGGUUGUUGCUGUUGACAGAUCUCAUAAUAAGGUGCUUGGAAUUCAGAAAUUGGCGGCUGAGAUGGGUUUAAGCUGUAUAACUACAUAUAAGCUUGAUGCGCUGAAGUCUGUUUGCCAUGGAGCUGAAUCUGAUAGUUUGCCUAACUCAUGCAGUGUUGAGGAUGUUCAAAAUACGCGAACAACACAUUUAUUAUCCACUGUUAUAGAUGAAUUUGAUGCAAAGUUGCUAUCGGAAAAGAAUUUCAAAGAUUUGCAGCUGAAGGAUGGUCAGUACACUAGUAAAGCUGAACUACGGAAACGUAUCAGGCAACUAAAAAAUGGGCCAGGAAGGAAUCACACUGCAGGUGGGAGGGUUGAAAAGUCUAGAGGUUUUUCUCCCAAUAGCUUUGAUCGUGUGCUGCUUGAUGCCCCUUGCUCUGCAUUAGGUUUAAGACCUCGUCUCUUUGCUGGAGAGGACACAAUUGAUUCCUUGAGGAGUGAUGCCAAAUAUCAGAGAAAAAUGUUUGACCAAGCUGUUCAGCUUGUUCGCCCAGGUGGAGUCAUUGUCUAUUCCACAUGUACGAUAAACCCUGGUGAGAAUGAAGCUUUAGUACGAUAUGCAUUGGACACAUAUGAGUUUCUCUCGUUGGCAUCUCAGCAUCCAAAAAUUGGAGGACCCGGCCUUACUGGUAGUUGUCAAUUGCCUGAUGGAUUUGUUGAGGAAUGGUUAAAGCCCGGUGAGGAAAAUCUCGUUCAGAGAUUUGAUCCGUCAUCCGACCUUGAUACGAUAGGAUUUUUCAUAGCAAAGUUCAGCGUUGGACCCAAAAACAUCUGAGUUGAAUGUGAUACAACUCUCGGGAUAGGUAAUUUGGCAAUGAAUUUAUAUGAGCUUCGGCGAUGGAAGUCCAAGCCUCCCAGUUCCUCUCUUGUUGUACCCUCGUUGACAAUCACAUGCUGGAAUAUGGGUUGCAGAAUCAGUUAGUGUAACUGUGAAUGCCAGAUAGACUAGGUAGAUACUACUACUAGUCCUGUAAGAGAUAACCGCCAAUCUUAUAUUCAGUUGGUAGUUAAACUCUACUAUUGCCAAAUUCUGCAACCUCCAAUGUUCAAAGAUAUUUCAACCUUGCACAUUGGUCAUGAAAAACUUGGUUUAUGAUUCU